This is a messenger RNA of Pseudopipra pipra, 4832 nucleotides long. It is a transcript of the gene PARP10, whose product is annotated as poly(ADP-ribose) polymerase family member 10. The coding region runs from base 811 to 4275 and encodes 1154 amino acids. Gene Ontology annotation, cellular component: cytoplasm; nucleus. Lineage: Eukaryota; Metazoa; Chordata; Aves; Passeriformes; Pipridae. Gene Ontology annotation, biological process: protein poly-ADP-ribosylation; negative regulation of gene expression. Gene Ontology annotation, molecular function: nucleic acid binding; transcription corepressor activity; NAD+ poly-ADP-ribosyltransferase activity. The record is from RefSeq and is a predicted model, not a curated record. The transcript has 10 exons.
GCGUGGCAUGUGGGGGCGUGACCCGCGGGAGGGGCGGGGCCUCGCCGCAGAGCGCCCCCCUGUGGCGGCGGAGCCGCGUCACCCGCUCCGCCCCGCCGUGUCCCGCGUGGGGCCGGUCCGAGGUCCCCCGGAGACUCCUGAGGCCCGUCACGUGUCCCCCGGUCACACGUGGGGCCGGUCCGUGGUCCCCUGGGCACCCCUGGGGCCGGUCACGUGUCCCCCGGUCACGCGUGGGGCCGGUCCGUGGUCCCCUGGGCACCCCUGGGGCCGGUCACGUGUCCCCCGGUCACGCGUGGGGCCGGUCCGGGGUCCCCCGGUCACGCGUGGGGCCGGUCACGUGUCCCCCGGUCACGCGUGGGGUCGGUCACGUGUCUCCCGGUUGCGCGCGGGAGCUGUUCCGGUGUCCUCUGGUGACCCGUGGGGCUGGUCACGUAUCCCUGUGUCACUCUUGGGCAUGGCCCCGUGUACCCAAGUCAGCCGUGGGGCGGUUCCCAUGUUCCCUGGUCCCGUCUGGGGUCAGUUCCGUGUCCCUGUGUCACGCGUGGGGCCGGUUCCGUGCCCCAUGGUCGCGUCUGGGGCCAGUUCCCCGUCCCGUGGUCGCGUGCAGGGGAUGCUCACGUGUCAUUGGUAAUAUCUGGGGCUGGUUCUGUGUCUCCAUGUCAUCUGUGGGGCCGGUCCCGUGUCCCCGUGUCCCCAGUGGGACUGUUCCUGUGUUCCCAGGGCACGCACGGGGGUGGUCUCGUGUCCCCCUGUCCCGCGAGGGAUGGUCUUGUGUCCCCCGGUCACGCGUGGGGCCGGUAAUGUGUCACCAUGUUAUACUUAGGGCCGGUCCCGUGUCCCCCCGUCACGCGUGGGGCCGGUUCCACGUUCCCCCUGUCACGCAUCGGACAAGUCCAGUGUCCCGUUAUGACGCGUGGGGCCGGUCCCGUGCCCGCUGGUCAGGCGCGGGGGACGGCCACGUGUCCCCGCGUCCCGCGUGGGUCCGGCCCCGUGUCCCCGCGUCCCGCGUGGGUCCGGCCCCGUGUCCCCACCCCGUUCCCGCCUCCCGCCCUUCCCCUUCCCCUUCCCGCCCCGUUUCAGUUUCGUUUCGCUGCCGGGGCGGAGCCGCGCGAGGUCCGGAUGGCGCGAGGGGUGCUGGAGGUGCGGGGGGUCCCCCCUGACACCCCGGAGGAGCUGCUGGUCCUGUACUUCGAGAGCCAGCGGCGCUCCGGGGGCGGCCCCGUGCAGAGCUGCCAGCGCCUCGGCCCCCUCUUCUUCCUCACCUUCGAGGACCCCCAGGAUGCACAGAACGUGCUGACCCGUGGCAGCCACCAGCUGGGGGGGGCCAAGCUGGGGGUGUGCCUGGCCCCCCCCUGGGACCCCACCCGCCUGCUGCUGCGUGGCCUCGACCCCUGGACCCCUCCCGAGCUCCUGGACCUCCUCCUGGAGACCCUGCUGGACGUCUCCCCUGGCACUGUCACGCUGGGCCGGGGCCUCGCACCCGACUGGAGGCUGCUGCACCUGCGGGACCCCCUCAGCCCCCCAGAGCUGGCGUCGGCGGAGCAGCGGGCGCAGAGCCGGGGGCUGGCGCUGCUGCGGGUGCCACAGACCCCCGCGGUGCUGGUGCGGGCGGCGGGGCCGGCGCUGAGCCGGGACCUGCUCGAGCUCUACUUCGAGAACCGGCGCAGCGGCGGCGGCUCCGUGCGGGAGGUGCAGCUGCUGCCGGGCGGGCACCGGGCCAUUGUCACCUUCCAGGAGCCGGCAGCCGCGGAGCGGGUGCUGCAGAGGCCACACCGGCUGCAGGAUGCGGUGCUGGAGCUCACUCCCCACUACCCCUUCCUGGAGCCACUGGAGGAGGACGGAGACCCUCCCCUGGAUGUGGACCCCCACCCCCUGGACACAGCCUCCCCUCUGGACACAGCCCCUCUGCUGGACACAGAUUCCCUGCCGGACACAGCCCCUGCACUGGACACAGCCCCCGCAGUCCCAGAGCCGGCAGCACCGGCAGAGCCGCGGGCAUCGCACCCAGUGCCAGUGCAGCCAUCAGCUGCCUUCCCCAGCAGGGACAAGGACACAGAGGGGCUCGAGGCCGUGACCAACCAGGGCCAGUGCCUGGAGCGGGUGUCAGUGGUGGCCCCAGAGUCGGUGGUGACGCCGGUGCCGGUGCCAGCUCUGCUGGCACAGGAUGAGGUGCUGGUGCCAGCGGAGCCGGGAGCGCUGCAGUACCUGCAGAGGCACUACCAGGACCUGCUGGGCAGCAUCCCUGAGGUGUCCCUGCUGCCUCUGGAGGGAGGGGACAUCGCUGGGUUCCGGGUGAGUGGGGAGCUGGGCCGGUGCCAGGCAGCAGCAGAUUUCCUUCAGAGCCUGCUGGGCUCCGUGGCCUCGCACCCCGUGACGCUGCACUUCCCUGGUGUUGCCCGCUUCCUGCGGGACCUGGACGGGCAGAGCCUCCUCCAGCAGCUGGAGAGCCGCUUCCAGUGUGUCAUCCACCUGGACGGCGUCCCCUGGAGACCCCCAGACCCGCAGGUGCAGCCUCGUGGGGAGGGGGCUGGCAGGCGGGUGCUGUUGUGCCGGUCCCUGCUAUGCCAUAGCAGUGCCAGUGAUGCCAUCCCUCGGUCCCGAAAGCAGGAGCUGGAGGAGCUGCUGCCCCUGAGCCGCCACUGGGACCCCCAGCCCUCAGCACCACCCCCCUGGCACCAGGACCUGCCUGAGGGCGAUGAUGAUGCUGCUGAUGGUGACAGUGAUGGCUUUCACUCCAGCAUAGAGGAGAUCAGGGAGCUGCUGGCAGCGCUGCGCCCUGGCGAGGCUGACGACCAUGGGGACCCCAAGGUGUGGCCUGAUGCCAUCCUCGGCAGUGAGUGGGACCCUGAUGCCAAGUUCCCCGACACGGCUGAUGGGAAGGGUGCCGGGGAGCCGCUGUUGGGCACCGGGGUGGAGGAGGAGGCGGAGAUGGCUCUGGCUAUCCAGUAUUCCAUGGAAAACAUGAGGCGAGAGGAUGAGGAGCUGGCACGCGCCACCGCUCUCUCCCUGCGCUCCUACUGCCGGGAGCGGGAGCAGGUGGAGGAGGAUGCUGGGCUGCUGGCCGCGCUGGAGGCCUCGCUGGAGGAGGCGCUGGUGGCAGCAGACACGGCGCAGGUGACGGUGUUCUGCUCCUUCGAGCGGGACGUGUCGGAGGUGCCGCGGGAGCUGGAGCGGGCGCUGGCGGGGCGGCUGCGGGCGCAGGAGGUGGAGAGUGAGCGGCUGCGGGCACUGCCGGCCGCCGGCCACCACGCGCUGGCCCUGCUGCAGCGCCGGCACGCCGUGCACCUCCGCCUGCGCGGCGGCACCGCCACGCUGCACGGCUUCGCCGAGUACACGGCCCCUGCUGCCCGCGACCUCGCCACGCUGCUGCGGCGCCGGCCGCUGCCGGAGCUCAGUGCCACUGCUGUCACCGCUGCCGGCACUGCUUCCGCACACUGGGUGCGCUGGGACCCCUCCGGCACCGUCGUCCCCUACGCCCCUGAGGCGGCAGCGCUGCUGGAGCAGGCCUGGCUGCGCCGGGAGCGCCGGCUGGACCUGGUGCUGGACGGGCGGCCCCUCACUGUGGACUUGGAGCGCAUGGAGGAGUACGACAUCGGCAGCGCCCGUGCCGUGCCCGUCUGCCGCAGCCAGCCCCCAGCUGAGAGUGCCCGCUCCCUGCUCGGGCUGGAGGUGCCAGGGCUGGAGGAGGAGGUGCGGCUGAUGCCACUGGCCGAGGACUCGGAGGAGUUCACUGACACUGUUCACCAUUUCUACGGGACACUGGAGGAGCUGCACAGCCGGAUCAGCAUCGUGCAGGUGCAGAAGCUGAUCCACCCGCUGCUGUACAAGCAGUACCAGCUGAAGAAGGGCAGCGUGGAGCGGGCGUGUGCCGCUGGCACCGCCGCGGAGCGCGUCCUCUUCCACGGCACCACCAAGGCCUCCAGCCGUGAAAUCUGCCUGCACGGCUUCAACCGCAGCUUCUGUGGCAAGAACGCCACGCUGUACGGCCGCGGCGUGUACUUCGCGGCGCGCGCGGCCAUCUCGGCGCGGGAUCAGUACUCGCCGCCCAGCGCCGACGGCACCAAGUUCAUCUUCGUGGCCAAGGUGCUGACCGGGAUGUUUGUGGCCGGGCGCCAGGGGCUGCGGGCACCCCCGCUGCGGGAGGGGGCCGAGGGCCCCCAGCGCUACCACAGCGUGGUGGACAACCCCCAGCAGCCCGACAUCUUCGUCAUCUUCAACGACACCCAGGCCUACCCCCAGUACCUGAUCACCUGCCGCCGCAGGCACCCUCCCUGACCUCCCGGAGCCCCCUGGCACUGGCUUUGCCGUGGGGGCACCCCCUGAGCCCCCUGGCACCGGCUCUGCCAGAGGGGCCCUCUUUGACCCCUCUGAGCCCCCUGGCACUGUCUCUGCUGUGGGGGCACCUCUUGAGCCCCCCCCGACACCAGCUCUGCCACAGGGGCCCCCUUUGACCCUCCUGGCACUGUCCUGGCAGUGGGAGCACCCCUCGAGCCCCCUGGCACUGGCUCUGCCAAGGGGGUACCUCCUGAGCUGUCCAGAUCCAGCUCUGCCAUGUGGUCCCCCCUUGACCCUCCAGAGCCCCCUGGCACCAGUACCACCACAGGGGUUACAGUGUCCACCCCCACACCAAGUGCUCGAGGAGUCCCUGCCAUGGGGGCUCAGGGGAAUUCCCGCCCUGCUCAGGAGUCUCAGAGUGGGGGGGUCCCCACCUGGACACAUUCCUGGAUGCCCUUGUGCCAGGGCAGGAGCCCGACAGGAGGACUUUGGGAUCACCAGUGUGACAGCAGUGAAAUUGGGAAUAAAACUGCAAAUAAAACUGGGAAUAAAUUGGA